This is a messenger RNA of Brachypodium distachyon (stiff brome), 993 nucleotides long. RefSeq lists its product as uncharacterized. The coding region runs from base 1 to 750 and encodes 249 amino acids. The record is from RefSeq and is a predicted model, not a curated record. The transcript has a single exon. Lineage: Eukaryota; Viridiplantae; Streptophyta; Magnoliopsida; Poales; Poaceae.
AUGAUGAGCACGGCGCGAGCUCUCCGCUUCGUGGCCUCGGGGCAGCAGCCAUGGCGAUCCCUCGUGCAGCGCGGCCGCGCGCUGUCCGCCGGCUCGACGGGAGCCGGCGCGGGGGACCCGGCCGUCCACGCCGGCGAGGGCGACGGCCAGCCGCCGAGCGACGACUACACGGAUCGGCCACCGAAGUUCUCCGCCGCCGAGGAAGCCGCCGCCCACGACAGGUUCACACCGCCGGAGACGAAGGCGAAAAAGCCCUUCGCUCCCUCGGGGGGAACUAACAAUAAGCUCGGGUCCCAGGAGCUUGCGGACCCGGCGGAGGGAUCCUCGCUGACGCAGAAGCGGCGGCGGCACUCGUCGUCUUCUUCUUCCGCGGCGCCGGCGGGGAGCGACCCGCUGGGGGAAGCGACGGCGGGGGAGGAGGAGGCGGAGGCGCGCGGGGUGAGGGAGGAGGACCGGGAGUACUACCGGACCCACAAGCCGUCGCCGCUGGCCGAGGUGGAGUUCGCCGACACGAGGAAGCCCGUCACGGCGGCCACGGACGGCGGCGCCCAGGACCGGAUGGAGCACGACGUGCCCGGGACGAUGGUGGAGGACACGGCGGACGAGUCGCUGGCGCGGGCGGAGGAGAUGUUCAGGGAGGCCGCCAGGCGAGGGAACCCCGCCUGGCCGCACUCGCGGGCUCUCGCCGCCAUGCUCGCCGCCCGCCGCGGCGGCCAUGGAGACGGCGGCGCCGCGCCGUGGGGCAGCUGAUGGUUGCCGUGUGAUUAAACUCGCUUGCGCAGCGCAUCUUAGUUGCUUCGUGCAGCAGUGGAGUUUGUUGUCGUAGUGGCAAUAGAGCAUUUCGAACGUACGAAUGCUGGAGAUGGUCAGAGAGAGUUGUAAAUUAUGUUGUGCUCGUUUUUUCUUUUCUUGAAACUGGGUGUAAAAUAUGUUCGCAGUGUAAAUUAUGCUGUGUCUCUUUUUGUUUAUCGAAUGUGGGUGCUAAAUAUGUUA